Messenger RNA from Dermochelys coriacea (leatherback sea turtle), 7097 nucleotides. It is a transcript of the gene KLHDC10, whose product is annotated as kelch domain containing 10. The record is from RefSeq and is a predicted model, not a curated record. Gene Ontology annotation, biological process: positive regulation of stress-activated MAPK cascade. Lineage: Eukaryota; Metazoa; Chordata; Testudines; Dermochelyidae. The transcript is spliced from 10 exons. Gene Ontology annotation, molecular function: protein binding. Bases 16 to 1341 code for a protein of 441 amino acids.
GGAGUCUGUCGGGCCAUGUCGGCGGCGGAGGGCGGCUGGGACGGGAAUCGGCGGCGGGGGGGCGCUGGAGGCCGCGGCUCGGGCGGAGGGGGCAGCGGGGACGGGCCCGGGGCGGCGCCGGCCGGGGGGCUCCUCAACCGCUUCGUCCAGCUGCCGGGCAGGCCCCACCUGGCAGGCUCUAAGAAGAAAAUACGAUUGGUCCUAAUUAGACGUUUCCCUCGAUCUCGUCCCAUCCUAAAGGUCCGUAAGAGGUCUUUCAGAGCAGGCCACCGAGCCCCACCAGCAAGGAGUGGCCAUCGUUGUGUAGCAGAUAACGCCAACCUGUACGUGUUCGGAGGGUAUAACCCGGACUACGAUGAGUCUGGCGGGCCAGAGAAUGAAGAUUACCCUCUCUUCAGGGAACUUUGGCGAUAUAAUUUUGCUACAGGCGCAUGGCACCAAAUGGGCACCGAGGGCUAUAUGCCUAGAGAACUAGCAUCCAUGUCACUUGUGUUGCAUGGGAACAACCUGUUGGUAUUUGGCGGCACCGGGAUCCCAUUUGGGGAGAGCAACGGGAACGACGUCCACGUCUGCAAUGUGAAGUACAAGCGAUGGGCCCUGCUCAGCUGCCGAGGGAAGAAACCCAAUCGAAUAUAUGGACAGGCUAUGGCUAUCAUUAAUGGAUCCCUGUAUGUUUUUGGAGGAACAACGGGUUACAUUUAUAGCACAGAUCUACAUAAAUUAGACCUUAACACUAGGGAAUGGAUACAACUGAAACCAAACAACAUGCACUGUGACAUGCCAGAGGAGAGGUACAGACAUGAAAUUGCACAUGAUGGGCAGAGGAUUUAUAUCUUGGGAGGUGGAACUUCCUGGACCGCUUAUUCCUUGGAUAAGAUCCAUGCAUACAACCUUGAAACAAACACAUGGGAGGAAAUUGCAACGAGACCUCAUGAGAAAAUAGGUUUCCCAGCAGCCAGAAGAUGCCACAGUUGUGUACAAAUAAAAAAUGAUGUGUUUGUCUGUGGGGGAUAUAAUGGAGAAGUGAUAUUGGGAGACAUCUGGAAGCUAAAUCUUCGAACUUUCCAGUGGGUGAAACUCCCAGCUGUCAUGCCUGAACCCGUUUAUUUUCACUGUGCUGCUGUCACACCAGCUGGCUGCAUGUACGUCCAUGGAGGUGUGGUCAACAUCCACGAAAACAAACGGACUGGCUCCUUAUUUAAGAUGUGGCUAGUAGUCCCCAGCCUUCUGGAACUGUCAUGGGAGAAGCUGUUGGGAUUCUUCCCUCAUCUAGCAACUCUCUCCAGAUCGCAGCUUUUGCACCUUGGCCUCACUCAGGGACUCAUUGAGCGACUGAAAUGAGAACUCCUCGCUGUUCUCACUCUGCCCUACAAACACUAAAGAGACACCCCCGCCCUUUAUGGAUGCUGCUGCUAAGGAGACGGGAGGACCCUGCUCUCAGCGCCUUACUCAGCAAAUACAGCCUUUCUGUGAAUGUUUAUUUGGUGUUUAUGGAAAUCAGCUUUUUAUUUAUGGAUCUCUCUAAAUACAUCAGGAACGAAGACGCUGUUCAGAACUUGUUCAUAACGUACAGCCAACAACCUGCUGUUAGCACAUGGCUGUAGCCUAAUAAAUGCAGGGAAGGGGCUUAGAAAUUGUGGCAGCUCCUGCUUACAUAUGGUGUUUAACUUAUUGUUUCUAAAGAUGCAUUUAACUGAGUAGGAGAUGCUAACUGCACCAAUUCAACCACGUGCUGAAUGAACAGUCCAAUUCCCCUUUGCUCACAGCAGCAUCCAUCCUCUGAAUGCCCAAAUUGGCUCUGCCUCUGUAUAGCAUUCGCUGCCUGAAGACUUGCAUGUGUGUUGUGGGCAUGUGAUCAUUGUCUUUGAGUUCUGGGAGAAGGCUAGCACGUGGGAGCAGCAAACGAAGAUUGCCAGCACUGUUUAAAAUUUUGGUGCAGGGUGGCGUGGUUUUAAGCAACAGUGUAAUUGUUUCUCACCUUUUUCAUAUUGAAACGUCUGCCUGGAAGGGUGGUUAAAAAUCACUGCUUAUGGACUACUGUGUAGUUUUCUCUAAACAGGUGGUGGGAAGGGGCAGUGUGUUAUGCUGCAUCUUCCCCUUUCUGCCCAUGUUGCACUCUGAAAACGCGAACUGAGGAAACUUACUAUAUCAAUUUUAAAACUGUCUUUAACCUUAAGUAUGUCAUGCCCUCUGUAUUCAGGGUCUAGUCCAUCUGUGCCAACUCAACAUUAGUUACCUAAACAUAACUUGGUAGCCUGUUUGUUUUUUCUCUCAGGCAUUGGAAUUUUCUCUGACUUGCCUGUCCAAUGCUUUGUUUUAUUUCUUGUGUGUGGCUUUUUUUUUAAACUUCUGUGGACAGUUGCUUCUGGGGAGUUGCAAAAUUAAGAGCUCAUUUUUUCAGUAUUGUCUCUUGCCUUGCUGUGAAUGCUGUUCGCCUUUCUACAAAAGCGGGAAAGGAAGAAAUGUCGAUUUCCUGUGUCUCCUUCUCUUCGUGCUCCAUGUCACUGUGAAACCAGCUCGAGAGAAUGUACAGAACAGGCCAUCAAAUGUGGAGCAGCUGAACUAGGCUGAGACGUUGGGUUUGAACAAAACAAUUGUAUUUCAAAGACCAUUUUUGUUAAGUGCCUUUUUUAGUAGUUUUUCCAAAUAACUCUCUCCCUCUAAUGUCUAAUGCCAAUUUUAGAGGUUCUCUUUUCUUUUAAGAGAUCGCAGUAGUGUUCAAUAAAUCCCAAUAGCAAACCCCACAAAAUGGAUCUGAAGGCUGAUGAGUCUCUGCGGCUACUUUGUGCUCCCAGCUCAGUAACUACCUAAUAUCUGUUGUGUUGUAAGGUUCCCUAAGUUUCUUUUGCAGAUUCCCCUGCCCUAUCAUUUGGGUUAGUAUUUUACCAUAAUUUAGCUUCUUCCUUUCAUGGCCUCAGCGAAAUAAGGGAUGUGGCAGCUUUUCAAAUAAACGUCUUUCAGUGCCUUGUAAUUCAAAUCCUGUUUGUUUGCUCUGUGCUUUUAAUGCUGUUAACCAUGCUGCCUCAGGCCCCCUUCAGUGCAGUUUAGCAGGAUGCUCUCAGCUGCAAGGAGAAGCUAGAUGUCUUCUGAGCCUGCAGGAUGGCUGAUAUCCAUGCAGAGACCUGCUUAAGACCCCCAUGUGGUUUCUCCUUAUACCCGGGUGGGAGAGUGCUAGCAUCACUUGAUGGCCAGCAUGUUGGCAUCUCAGUCUCCCAAGUUUGUUCUAGUCUCAUCAGAGGACGAUCCCUAUGGGCAGAAAGUGUGUGUUUUGUGUGUGGAGGGCACGCAACAGCAUUUCACUUCACUUUCUGUCCUCUCUCCGGGUACUAGUCUGAGCGACAGCAGCUGACGCUUCCAUCCACUGGCAUAGCUGCAUGCUGCUGUCUGAACUGAGAGCUCCCAAUGGAGCUGGAUGUUGGGGACCAAUAGCCAGAUAACCCAUCGGUAUCUAGCUAUGCAGGUUCUAUGUGCAGGUGGCUGUUUGUAGUAAUAGUGCCUAAGAUGUUGAGCUGGUGAGUGCUCAGUUCUUGGGCUUCUAGUCCCUUUUCAGUGACCAAGGUUGCAGUGUGUGAGAGCUCACCAAGAUGUCUGAAGCUCUUCUCCUAACCCCACUUACAGAACGCUCUCUGGAAGCCCGACUCGAUGCUUCCAUCCACCUGAGACUUUCCCUUUGGCCUAAUUCUGGCAGUUCCCAUCUUCUCUUGCAAAGAUCUCGCAUCUAUACCAAGCCUUAGGAUCUCCCGUUUUUGGCCAAGAGCAUCAUGUUCGAAUGGCGACACAGCACAAGUGCUGGCUCUUUCUUCCCAAGUCCCCGGCGCUUUUUAGCCCGAGUGCUCUUCCACUCCUCUAGCAAUUCCAAAGGCAGCAUUAAGAGGAAUGUAGUGAAUCUAUAUACACGCACGCUCCUGCUCUAGAUGCUCUUGUCAGCUCACAUGGCCUCAUGGGCUCUGCUUUACAUUGGCCUUCCUAAGCCUGUCUGUGAUGUGAUUUGCCUUGCUGAUGCUGUUCCUGACUUAAAGCAGCACUGAAGACAACCCAAGUCCACCCCUGCCUCUGGCAGUCUUUGUAAUCUACUUUCACUACUGCAGAUUCUUACUUUUACUGCAGAUCUCUCAGCGCAAUAUGGUCAAGGCAACCAGACUGCGUGUGGUAUGUAGCGUUUUGGUGAAGCUAAAAUAUAGGUCCCUACUGCACCUUGAAACUUGGCGGCAUGUUCACUUACCUCUUCUACACUACACCUAGGGCUACAGCUGCGCAUUCCCCCUCUCCCAGUGACUUCUGUGGGAGUUGGAUCAUGCUAAGAACAUCAAGGACCAAGCCCUGAGUAAUGAGCCCAUUUCAUCCUCUCCAUCAUAGACCAAUAGUCUGAUCUGUUAAUUCUUUGAUGGUCUCCCUGCAUCUCCUUCUGAUUCCUCAAAAUAAAGUGGAGCAACAAUGAUUCUCCACUUGAGAACUGUAGUCUCAUCUGAGUUGCAGAAAUUGGAGACUUGUAUUCUUUAUUAGCACUGUACUUUCCAGUGAGCUUGAAAUGUGACUAGAAAUACCCAGUAUUGCUGGGGGGUUUCCAACCAUAAAAAUAGUACUUGUAUGUGAGGGGAAAGGGUUAAGAUGAGCCAUUUAAUCUGCCUAAUAAAUUCUGCAGUUUUGAGCAAAGGGGAUUCUUGGGCAGAAAAGAUAUUGGUUUCUGAUUUUUGUAUUACAAAAAAAUCAUUCUGGACACUGAACUUCUGACUGAUAUGAAUGUCUUUAGGCUAGUUAUAAUCUUGAUCUUUGGAGGAAAAAUAGUCUUUAUUUUUUUUUUUUUUUUUUAAAAAAAAAAGGACCUGAAGUACUCCAAAACUAGCUGCAUCCUGCAGAGAAACUGUUCCUGUAUAGUAAAAUAAGUGUGGUUGAAACAUUAUUUUAUAUUAAACAGCUUCAGCUACAUUUUCCUUUCCCUCCUAUUGCUGCUAACUUCCUUUGUUUGGUUCUCCUGAUUGUCAGGAGAAACCCUCCUUUUCCUUACAACUGUCAAUAAAACAGGAUCUCUUCCCAACUUCCAAGCCUUAUUUGCAGCCCUGGUGGGUGAGAUGUUUGGAGCAGUUUUGUGUAUUGGCUUAAGCGUUUAAAAGCGAACAGCAAAGCAAAGCUUUACCAACCAACCGAGUCAGUGAAGUGUGUCUGCACAGGCUUAAAUAGAAGUCUAGUGUUUUAUAAUCACAGGUCAGUAGUUGUUCCCUGGACAGUGAAAAUGCCAGGCUUCGGUUCCCCUGUGGUAAUUGACAGCUUCACUGUGCUGCCUGAAACAGGUGAUCCUGUUCUGGGACAAACACAGACUCUGGAACUCUUCCCCCCCCCCCCCCCCCCCCCCCCCAAAAGCCUGUUUUGCUUUUUCAAUCGUGCCUCAUUAAAGCCAUGCAGUUCCCCACUGAGCUUCAUGAUUGUUUGCAGCUUUUCUGGUACAGCUGGAGGAUUUGAGUAAUAAAAGCAGUCAUUGUCUCUAAGCAAUAUGAACUUUGUCACAUUAGAAAAUAGCCUGGUACCAAACGCUGUGAACAGCCGGAGCAGGGCCUGAUAAAGGGGUAGUGGCACUGUACAAAGGGAGGAUACAUUCCUGUCACAUCUCUGUAAAGAACAGAUUCCAAGCACUGCUCUUGCUCUUCCCAGGGAGGUGGGCUAGUUUCAGGAGCUACGUAAUGCUGGCAGGCCAGUCAGGGCAGAUGGACUAGUUAAUUCAGUCUCCAGUAAACUUCAGUUGGUUGGUACUGUUUCUACAUGUUAGGUGUGAAUAACCCACUAACUCCUGGGUUUUGCCACUGCUUAAAGAAACAGGAUUUUAAGUGUUGCAUCCUGUUUCUCUCUUCCUUCCGUCCCCCGCCCAUGAUGCAGAGUUCCCCCAGCUACUGGCUUGAGUGGGAGUUAGGGCUCCGCCCCUCUGAAGCAAGCCCCUAUUGUGUAAAACAGGUCCAGUGUUGAAGUCCUUGGCUUUUCCUCUGGCAAAAAGGAAUGAGUAAUGACUGCAGGGUUUAGUCUCCUGUGUAACUAAAAUAACCCUUCCAAGUCCUCAUCAUGUGACCCUAUGCCAAAGACUUUCUCAGAGCACUGCUGUGACUCUGUGUUACAGCUACUCGGAAUGGAGGUCUCCUGGGGAAAUACUGAUGUGACAGCAUCUCUCAUUAUCUUUUUAGAUUCCAAGUGUGUUGUUUCAAAUCCUGUAAGUGGUUCCCUUGGUGCCAGGCUGACUAGCACUUAUUGUCCUGCUCCAAGCAGGCUCUGCCUCUACUUGCUUCUCUGAGCAGAAACAGUCUAGUACCAGAGCACGGGGCCAAUGUGUAUUCAGCUAUGAGGGGACUGCUACACAACACCAAACGCUCUUCGUUGCUGUGUCAGAUAGUCCAGGCCUAGAACAAUGGAGGAUGCAGGAGUCGUGCUGCUCCUCCCAUGUUUACAGAGUGUGCUGGCCAUAGAUCUGUUGCUAUAAAAUGUCUUGAGUUCUCAUCCCACAACACUAACUCAAUUGCAUGCUUCCCUUGCUCUGGCUUUUCUCCAUUUAUUGCCACUUUAACAUGGUGGGUGAUGGGGGAACUGUUGCUGUGAUUUUUUUUAAUCAAAUCUGAUGCUUUUUAAUCCUCCUCUGCAUUAUCUCCCCCCCCCAUCCCUGUCCCCCUUUAAUCAAGUGCCAUCGGCAGCCAGUUCUAGACACUAGUAGACCCAAGGGCAAUGUUCUUGUGCUCUUCGGAAUGGAUGCAAAGUCCAAUGUGAAGCUACCCUAACUGUAGGGGAUGAACGGGGGAAAAGUCAGCUGUGUAAGUGCAGUUUCUUUCUUUGGUGUUGAGGAAUGAACUAGUACCGUCUUUCCAGCCAGGGAGCAUUUGGCCAGUCUCUGCGUUUGCCUGACAUUGUCAGUACCCCCCAGUCCUGUUCAUGUGUUUAAUGUGGGAGUCUGAUAUGCAUGCAGCAACGGGUGGUCACCCCUUCUGUCACCAUCCUGUGGUGUGAAGCUGUGCGAGGGCAAAGGGCUGACCAAGAGAUGUACUUGCCUGUAUUUAUGGACCUUGUCAGUGUUUUGCAAUUUUGUUUUUUUUAAAGAUCCAAUAAAAAAACCUCUCUCCAAAUCA